Messenger RNA from Manduca sexta (tobacco hornworm), 17555 nucleotides. Its product is annotated as mucin-17-like. The record is from RefSeq and is a predicted model, not a curated record. Bases 205 to 16872 code for a protein of 5555 amino acids. Gene Ontology annotation, molecular function: chitin binding. Gene Ontology annotation, cellular component: extracellular region. Lineage: Eukaryota; Metazoa; Arthropoda; Insecta; Lepidoptera; Sphingidae. The transcript is spliced from 16 exons.
AUGUACGGACGGUAUCAGUUUAUCGAAAUCGACAAGCAAUCGCCGCGCGUCGCAGCUAUGAGCCGCGAUAGUACAUGUGCUGCCUCUGUUACGCGUUGUGAAAAACUGAACCAGUGAGUGGACCUGGAUCAUCUUCCUGGCCCUAGGUCCUGCUAUAAUUGGGGACCAGGCGGUGUCGCGCGCUGUCACCACACCCUCACACGUAUGAUGUAUAAAGCAGCGAUAUUCCUGACGAUAAUAGCUGCAUCCUCGGCCCAGUACCUGCCAAACGGCUGCCCCUCAAACUUCCACAUACAUCUCCUGCUGCCGCACGAGACAGACUGCUCUAGCUACUACCAGUGCAGCUAUGGAAUGCGAAUACAAAGGAGUUGUGCUUCCGGGACACAUUUCGAUCCAGCGUUACAGCGCUGCGACCUCCCAGAAAACGUGAAAUGCGGUAAACCGCCCGACCCGGGCGAGCCCGCAGCUGACCCUUCCCCCGAGCCGUCCGCCGAGCCCAGCGGCGCAGCGGUCAGCUUCCAAGCCGUCGCCGACACUCGCGCCUUCCGUCCCAACGGCUGCCCCGUCGACAUUCACACCUCGUACCUGCUGCCGCACGAGACCAACUGCGCGCUGUACUACCAGUGCGUGCACGGGAACAGAGUACAGAUGCCUUGUAGUCCCGGUACACUCUUUGAUUAUCCUUCGCAGGGGUGCGUGUUUCCAUUUAUGGCGAACUGUAACGCGCGACCAACGACGCCUUCGGCAUCUACAACUACUCAAUCAACAACCACAACUAGAACAACAACUACUCCUUCAACAACCACAACCAGAACAACCACCACGCCCUCUACAACAACGACAAGAACCACCACCACCCCUUCAACAACAACGACGAGGCCCACGACCCCGUCAACCAGUACGACAGUAGGGCAGUUCCUGCCUAAUGGUUGUCCGGCCGACUUCCACGUGCACCUCCUGCUGCCGCACGAGACCGACUGCGCGAAGUUUUAUCAGUGCGCGCACGGCGUCAGAGUAGAGAUGAACUGCGCGCCCGGUGUAUGGUUCGAUUUUAACCAUCAGGGAUGCGUGUUUCCAUUUAUGGCGGACUGUAACGCGCGACCGUCGACGCCUUCGGCAUCCACAACUGCUCCAUUAACAACUACAACUAGAACAACUACCCUAUCAACAACCACAACAAGAACAACAACCACCCCGUCAACAACAACGACGAGGCCCACAACCCCAUCAACCAGUACGACAGCAGGGCAGUUUCUGCCUAAUGGUUGUCCGGCCGACUUCCACGUGCAUCAUCUGCUGCCGCACGAGACCGACUGCGCCAAGUUUUAUCAGUGCGCGCACGGCGUCAGAGUAGAGAUGAACUGCGCGCCUGGCACAUGGUUCGAUUUCAACCUUCAGGUUUGCAGUUGGCCAUUUAUGGUUGACUGUGUACCUGGUUCAACUACAACUACAACCACGACAACAUCAACAACACCUCAACCAACAGCUCCCCCAUCUACAGAAAUAACUCACCCUCCUCCGACCACCCAGACAACGACAGAAGAGAUACAGAGUCCGGAGACCACAGCUGCAACAGAUGUUAAUACCACACCACCCAGCACUGCAGUUCCGUCAACCAGUGAAGCGUCAACUAGCGGGUCAACAGAUGAGUCCACUACGAGCUAUUCUACAACACGUGAACCUAGCACAACAGAAAAUCUCACUCCGGGGCCUCCGUCUACAACAGGGUAUUCUACAACUGGCUACCCCACAACAGGAUAUCCCACAACAGAAGAACCUAAAACGACAGAUUAUCCUACAACGGAAGACUCUAGCACAACAGAAGAACCUUCAACAGAGGCUCCUUCUACAACAGGUUAUCCUACGACUGGCUACCCCACAACAGGAUAUCCCACAACAGAAGAACCUAAAACGACGGCUUAUCCUACAACGGAAGAAUCUAGCACAACAGAAGAACCUUUAACAGAGGCUCCUUCUACAACAGGGUAUCCUACAACUGGCUACCCCACAACAGGAUAUCCCACAACAGAAGUACCUAAAACGACGGCUUAUCCUACAACGGAAGAAUCUAGCACAACAGAAGAAUCAUCAACAGAGGCUACUUCUACAACAGAGCAUCCUACAACAGGUUAUCCUACAACUGGCUACCCCACAACAGGAUAUCCCACAACAGAAGAACCUAAGACGACGGCUUAUCCUACAACGGAAGAAUCUAGCACAACAGAAGAACCAUCAACAGAGGCUACUUCUACAACAGAGCAUCCUACAACAGGUUAUCCUACAACUGGCUACCCUACAACAGGAUAUCCCACAACAGAAGAACCUAAAACGACGGCUUAUCCUGCAACUGAAGAAUCUAGCACAACAGAAGAACCAUCAACAGAGGCUCCUUCUACAACAGGGUAUCCUACGACUGGCUACCCUACAACAGGAUACCCCACAACAGGAUAUCCCACAACAGAAGAACCUAAAACGACGGCUUAUCCUACAACAGAAGAAUCUAGCACAACAGAAGAACCAUCAACAGAGGCUCCUUCUACAACAGAGCAACCUACAACAGGUUAUCCUACAACUGGCUACCCCACAACAGAAGAACCUAAAACGACAGAUUAUCCUAUAACGGAAGAAUCUAGCACAACAGAUGAACCUUUAACAGAGGCUCCUUCUACAACAGGGUAUCCUACGACUGGCUACCCUACAACAGGAUAUCCCACAACAGAAGAACCUAAAACGACGGCUUAUCCUACAACGGAAGAAUCUAGCACAACAGAAGAACCUUCAACAGAGGCUCCUUCUACAACAGGGUAUCCUACAACAGGCUACCCUACAACAGGAUACCCCACAACAGGAUAUUCCACAACAGAGGAACCUAAAACGACGGAUUAUCCUACAACGGAAGAAUCUAGCACAACAGAAGAACCUUUAACAGAGGCUCCUUCUACAACAGGGUAUCCUACAACAGGCUACCCCACAACAGGAUAUCCCACAACAGAAGAACCUAAAACGACAGAUUAUCCUACAACGGAAGAAUCUAGCACAACAGAAGAACCUUUAACAGAGGCUCCUUCUACAACAGGGUAUCCUACAACUGGCUACCCCACAACAGGAUAUCCCGCAACAGAAGAACCUAAGACGACGGCUUAUCCUACCACGGAAGAAUCUAGCACAACAGAAGAACCAUCAACAGAGGCUCCUUCUACAACAGAGCAACCUACAACAGGUUAUCCUACAACUGGCUACCCUACAACAGGAUUCCCCACAACAGGAUAUCCCAUAACAGAAGAACCUAAAACGACGGCUUAUCCUACAACGGAAGAAUCUAGCACAACAGAAGAACCUUUAACAGAGGCUCCUUCUACAACAGGGUAUCCUACAACUGGCUACCCCACAACAGAAGAACCUAAAACGACAGAUUAUCCUACAACGGAAGAAUCUAGCACAACAGAAGAACCUUUAACAGAGGCUCCUUCUACAACAGGGUAUCCUACAACUGGCUACCCUACAACAGGAUAUCCCACAACAGAAGAACCUAAAACGACGGCUUAUCCUACAACGGAAGAAUCCAGCACAACAGUAGAACCUUCAACAAAGGCUCCUUCUACAACAGGGUAUCCUACAACAGGUUAUCCUACUACAGGCUACCCUAUAACAGGAUACCCCACAACAGGAUAUUCCACAACAGAAGAACCUAAAACGACGGAUUAUCCUACAACGGAAGAAUCUAGCACAACAGUAGAACCUUCAACAAAGGCUCCUUCUACAACAGGGUAUCCUACAACAGGUUAUCCUACUACAGGCUACCCUAUAACAGGAUACCCCACAACAGGAUAUUCCACAACAGAAGAACCUAAAACGACGGAUUAUCCUACAACGGAAGAAUCUAGCACAACAGAAGAACCUUUAACAGAGGCUCCUUAUACAACAGGGUAUCCUACAACAGGCUACCCCACAACAGGAUAUCCCACAACAGGAUAUCCCACAACAGAAGAACCUAAAACGACAGAUUAUCCUACAACGGAAGAAUCUAGCACAACAGAAGAACCUUCAACAGAGGCUCCUUCUACAACAGCGUAUCCUACAACAGCUUAUCCUACCACUGGCUACCCUACAACAGGAUACCCCACAACAGGAUAUCCCACAACAGAAGAACCUAAAACGACGGCUUAUCCUACAACGGAAGAAUCUAGCACAACAGAAGAACCUUCAUCAGAGGCUCCUUCUACAACAGGGUAUCCUACAACAGAUUAUCCUACAACUGGCUAUCCUACAACAGGUUACCCCACAACAGAAUAUCCCACAACAGGAGAACCUAAAACGACGGCUUAUCCUACAACGGAAGAAUCUAGCACAACAGAAGAACCUUUAACAGAGGCUCCUUCUACAACAGGGUAUCCUACAACAGAUUAUCCUACGACUGGGUACCCUACAACACGGUACCCCACAACAGAAUAUCCCACAACAGAAGAACCUAAAACGACGGAUUAUCCUACAACGGAAGAAUCUAGCACAACAGAAGAACCUAAAACGACGGAUUAUCCUACAACGGAAGAAUCUAGCACAACAGAAGAACCUUUUACAGAGGCUCCUUCUACAACAGGGUAUCCUACAACUGGCUACCCCACAACAGAAGAACCUAAAACGACAGAUUAUCUUACAACGGAAGAAUCUAGCACAACAGAAGAACCUUUAACAGAGGCUCCUUCUACAACAGGGUAUCCUACGACUGGCUACCCUACAACAGGGUAUCCUACGACUGGCUACCCUACAACAGGAUAUCCCACAACAGAAGAACCUAAAACGACGGCUUAUCCUACAACGGAAGAAUCUAGCACAACAGAAGAACCUUCAACAGAGGCUCCUUCUACAACAGCGUAUCCUACAACAGCUUAUCCUACCACUGGCUACCCUACAACAGGAUACCCCACAACAGGAUAUCCCACAACAGAAGAACCUAAAACGACGGCUUAUCCUACAACGGAAGAAUCUAGCACAACAGAAGAACCUUCAUCAGAGGCUCCUUCUACAACAGGGUAUCCUACAACAGGGUAUCCUACAACAGGUUAUCCUACAACAGGCUACACUACAACAGGCUACCCCACAACAGGAUAUCCCACAACAGUAGAACCUAAAACGACAGAUUAUCCUACAACGGAAGAAUCUAGCACAACAGAAGAACCUUUAACAGAGGCUCCUUCUACAACAGGGUAUCCUACAACUGGCUACCCUACAACAGGAUAUCCCACAACAGGAUAUCCCACAACAGAAGAACCUAAAACGACAGAUUAUCCUACAACGGAAGAAUCUAGCACAACAGAAGAACCUUUAACAGAGGCUCCUUCUACAACAGGGUAUUCUACAACAGGUUAUCCCACGACAGGAUAUACUUCAACAGAAGGACCUAAAACGACGGCUUAUCCUACAACAGAAGAAUCUAGCACAACAGAAGAACCAUCAACAGAGGCUCCUUCUACAACAGAGCAACCUACAACAGGUUAUCCUACAACUGGCUACCCUACAACAGGAUUCCCCACAACAGGAUAUCCCAUAACAGAAGAACCUAAAACGACGGCUUAUCCUACAACGGAAGAAUCUAGCACAACAGAAGAACCUUCAACAGAGGCUCCUUCUACAACAGCGUAUCCUACAACAGCUUAUCCUACCACUGGCUACCCUACAACGGGAUACCCCACAACAGGAUAUCCCACAACAGAAGAACCUAAAACGACGGCUUAUCCUACAACGGAAGAAUCUAGCACAACAGAAGAACCUUCAUCAGAGGCUCCUUCUACAACAGGGUAUCCUACAACAGGGUAUCCUACAACAGGUUAUCCUACAACUGGCUAUCCUACAACAGGUUACCCCACAACAGAAUAUCCCACAACAGGAUAUCCCACAACAGAAGAACCUAAAACGACGGCUUAUCCUACAACGGAAGAAUCUAGCACAACAGAAGAACCUUUAACAGAGGCUCCUUCUACAACAGGGUAUCCUACAACAGAUUAUCCUACGACUGGGUACCCUACAACACGGUACCCCACAACAGAAUAUCCCACAACAGAAGAACCUAAAACGACGGCUUAUCCUACAACGGAAGAAUCUAGCACAACAGAAGAACCUUCAACAAAGGCUCCUUCUACAACAGGGUAUCCUACAACAGGUUAUCCUACAACAGGCUACCCUACAACAGGAUACCCCACAACAGGAUAUUCCACAACAGAAGAACCUAAAACGACGGAUUAUUCUACAACGGAAGAAUCUAGCACAACAGAAGAACCUUUUACAGAGGCUCCUUCUACAACAGGGUAUCCUACAACUGGCUACCCCACAACAGAAGAACCUAAAACGACAGAUUAUCCUACAACGGAAGAAUCUAGCACAACAGAAGAACCUUUAACAGAGGCUCCUUCUACAACAGGGUAUCCUACGACUGGCUACCCUACAACAGGAUAUCCCACAAUAGAAGAACCUAAAACGACGGCUUAUCCUACAACGGAAGAAUCUAGCACAACAGAAGAACCUUCAACAGAGGCUCCUUCUACAACAGCGUAUCCUACAACAGCUUAUCCUACCACUGGCUACCCUACAACAGGAUACCCUACAACAGGAUAUCCCACAGCAGAAGAACCUAAAACGACGGCUUAUCCUACAACGGAAGAAUCUAGCACAACAGAAGAACCUUCAUCAGAGGCUCCUUCUACAACAGGGUAUCCUACAACAGGGUAUCCUACAACAGGUUAUCCUACAACAGGCUACCCUACAACAGGCUACCCCACAACAGGAUAUCCCACAACAGAAGAACCUAAAACGACAGAUUAUCCUACAACGGAAGAAUCUAGCACAACAGAAGAACCUUUAACAGAGGCUCCUUCUACAACAGGGUAUCUUACAACUGGCUACCCUACAACAGGAUAUCCCACAACAGGAUAUCCUUCAACAGAAGGACCUAAAACGACGGCUUAUCCUACAACAGAAGAAUCUAGCACAACAGAAGAACCAUCAACAGAGGCUCCUUCUACAACAGAGCAACCUACAACAGGUUAUCCUACAACUGGCUACCCUACAACAGGAUUCCCCACAACAGGAUAUCCCAUAACAGAAGAACCUAAAACGACGGCUUAUCCUACAACGGAAGAAUCUAGCACAACAGAAGAACCUUUAACAGAGGCUCCUACAACAGGGUAUCCUACAACUGGCUACCCCACAACAGAAGAACCUAAAACGACAGAUUAUCCUACAACGGAAGAAUCUAGCACAACAGAAGAACCUUCAUCAGAGGCUCCUUCUACAACAGGGUAUCCUACAACAGGGUAUCCUACAACAGGCUACCCUACAACAGGCUACCCCACAACAGGAUAUCCCACAACAGAAGAACCUAAAACGACAGAUUAUCCUACAACGGAAGAAUCUAGCACAACAGAAGAACCUUUAACAAAGGCUCCUUCUACAACAGGGUAUCCUACAACUGGCUACCCUACAACUGGCUACCCCACAACAGGAUAUCCAACAACAGAAGAACCUAAAACGACACAUUAUCCUACAACGAAAGAAUCUAGCACAACAGAAGAGCCUUUAACAGAGGUUCCAUCUACAACACGUUAUCCUACAACGGAAGAAUCUAGCACAACAGAAGAACCUUUAACAGAGGCUCCUUCCACAUCAGAGUAUCCAACGACUGGCUACCCUACAACAGGAUACCCCACAACAGGAUAUCCCACAACAGAAGAACCUAAAGCGACAGAUUAUCCUACAACGGAAGAAUCUAGCACAACAGAAGAACCUUUAACAGAGGCUCCUUCUACAACAGGGUAUCCUACAACAGGUUAUCCUACAACAGAUUGUCCUACGACUGGGUACCCUACAACACGGUUCCCCACAACAGGAUAUCCCACAACGGAAGAACCUAAAACAACAGAUUAUCCUACAACGGAAGAACCUAGCACAACAGAAAAACCUUUACCAGAGACGCCUUCUACAACAGGGUAUCCUACAACAGGUUAUCCCACGACAGGCGAUUCCACAACUGAAAUAUUUACGACGGAUGCAACAGUCGAUUCUACAACACAUUCUGCUAGCACAACGGACCAAAGCACGGAAAUAAUUACUACUGAGUCUGGAACUUCAACUACAACCGGAAGCUCAGUAACAACGGAAGUGUUCGAGACCACGUCCACGGCGCCGCUGACAACCCUCGCGUCCAUUUGCCCACCCGGCUUCUUUGGGAACUUGCCGCAUCCCGACCGCUGUGACGCUUACUUCAUGUGCAUGCCGGGAGGCAACGCACUGCAGCUGUUCUGUAUUGAAGGAUUCGAAUUCGAUCCUGAGGCUGACAGAUGUGUGGUAAUAGCCGAAGGCGGGUGCACCCUAGGAGGGACCAGACCACCAGCCGUGUCCAGUACCCCUGCCAGCACGACAGAUGCAGCUGCAACCACAGAGGAACCAGCCACAACACCCACCCAGGGCGCAGACACUACUACUAACGCCAACCCAAUGACAACUGAAGUCGCUACUUCUGGUAUUUCUACCGAAGGCACAACACCAGCCGCUUCCACUGUAGACCAGGAGACUAAUACACCAGAAGCCCUUUCUACAACGGAAGCCGCUACUACUGGAAUCCCUACCGAAGGCACAAUUCCAACAGCUUCUACUAUAGACCAAGAGACUACUCCAACAGAAGUCCUCUCUACAACUGAAGCCGCUACUUCUGGCAUUCCUACCGAAGGCACAACACCAGCCGCUUCUACUGUAGACCAGGAGACCACUACACCAGAAGUCCUUUCCACAACGGAAGCCGCUACUUCUGGAAUUCCUACCGAAAGCACAACACCAGCCGCUUCUACUAUAGACCAGGAGACUACUACACCAGAAGUCCUCUCUACAACUGAAGCCGCUACUUCUGGCAUUCCUACCGAAGGCACAACACCAGCAGCUUCUACUAAAGACCAAGAGACUACUCCACCAGAAGUCCUCUCUACAACUGAAGCCGCUACAACUGGAAUCCCUACCGAAGGCACAACACCAGCAGCUUCUACUAUAGACCAAGAGACUACUCCAACAGAAGGCCUCUCUACCACUGAAGCCGCUACUUCUGGCAUUCCUACCGAAGGCACAACACCAGCCACUUCUACUGUAGACCAGGAGACCACUACACAAGAAGUCCUCUCUACAACUGAAGCCGCUACUUCGGGCAUUCCUACCGAAGGUACGACACCAGCUGCUUCUACUAUAGACCAGGAGACUACUACACCAGAAGUCCUUUUUACAACUGAAGCCGCUACUUCUGGCAUUCCUACCGAAGGCACAACACUAGCCGCUUCCACUAUAGACCAGGAGACUACUACACCAGAAGCCCUUUCUACAACUGAAGCCGCUACUACUGGAAUCCCCACCGAAGGCACAACACCAGCAGCUUCUACUAUAGACCAGGAGACUACUCCAACAGAAGUCCUCUCUACAACUGAAGCCGCUACUUCCGGCAUUCCUACCGAAGGCACAACAUCAGCCGCUUCCACUAUAGACCAGGAGACUACUACACCAGAAGCCCUUUCUACAACUGAAGCCGCUACUACUGGAAUCCCCACCGAAGGCACAACACCAGCAGCUUCUACUAUAGACCAGGAGACUACUCCAACAGAAGUCCUCUCUACAACUGAAGCCGCUACUUCUGGCAUUCCUACCGAAGGCACAACAUCAGCCACUUCUACUGUAGACCAGGAGGCCAGUACACCAGAAGUCCUUUCCACAACGGAAGCCGCUACUUCUGGAAUUCCUACCGAAGGUACAACACCAGCCGCUUCCACUAUAGACCAGGAGACUACUACACCAGAAGUCCUUUCUACAACUGAAGCCGCUACUUCUGGAAUUCCUACCGAAGGUACAACACCAGCCGCUUCUACUGUAGACCAGGAGACCACUACACAAGAAGUCUUCUUUACAACUGAAGCCGCUACUUCUGGUAUUACUACCGUAGGUACGACGCCGGCCGCUUCUACUUUAGAUCAAGAGACAACUACACCAGAAGUCUUCUCUACAACUGAAGCCGCUAUUUCUGGCAUUCCUACCGAAGGCACAACACCAGCCGCUUCUACUGUAGACCAGGAGACCACUACAAUAGAAGUCCUCUCUACAACUGAAGCCGCUACUACAAUGCCCGCGUCCAUUUGCCCUCCCGGCUUCUUUGGGAACUUACCGCAUCCCGACCGCUGCGACGCCUACUUCAUGUGCAUGCCGGGAGGCAACGCAUUGAAGCUGUUCUGUAUUGAAGGAUUCGAAUUCGAUCCUGAGGCUGACAGAUGUGUGGUGAUAGCCGAAGGCGGGUGCACUCUCGGAGGGACCAGACCACCAGCCGUGACCAGUACCCCCGCCAGCACGACAGAUGUAGCUGCAACCACAGAGGAACCAGCCACAACACCCACCCAGGGCGCGGAAACUACUACUACCGCCGACCCAAUGACAACUGAAGCCGCUACUUCUGGCAUUUCUACCGAAGGCUCGACACCGGCUGCUUCCACUGUAGACCAGGAGACCACUACACAAGAAGUCCUCUCUACAACGGAAGCCGCUACUUCUGGCAUUCCUACCGAAGGCACAACACCAACCGCUUCUACUGUAGACCAGGAGACCACUACACCAGAAGUCCUCUCUACAACUGAAGCCGCGACUUCUGGCAUUCCUACCGAAGGCACAACACCAGCCGCUUCUACUGUAGACCAGGAGACCACUACACCUGAAGUCCUCUCUACAACUGAAGCCGCUACUUCUGGCAUUCCUACCGAAGGCACAACACCAGCCGCUUCUACUAUAGACCAGGAGACUACUACACCAGAAGUCCUUUCUACAAGUGAAGCCGCUACUUCUGGAAUUCCUACCGAAGGCACAACACCAGCCGCUUCUACUGUAGACCAGGAGACCACUACACCAGAAGUCCUUUCCACAACUGAAGCCGCUACUUCUGGCAUUCCUACCGAAGGCACAACACCAGCCGCUUCUACUGUAGACCAGGAGACCACUACACCAGAAGACCUUUCUACAACUGAAGCUGCUACUAAUGGCAUUCCUACCGAAGGCACAACAUCAGCCGCUUCUACUGUAGACCAGGAGACUACUUCACCAGAAGUCCUACCUACAACUGAAGCCGCUACUUCUGGCAUUCCUACCGAAGGCACAACACCAGCCGCAUCUACUGUAGACCAGGAGACCACUACACCAGAAGUCCUCUCUACAACUGAAGCCGCUACUUCUGGCAUUCCUACCGAAGGCACAACACCAGCCGCUUCUACUGUAGACCAGGAGACCACUACACCAGAAGUCCUCUCUACAACUGAAGCCGCUACUUCUGGCAUUCCUACCGAAGGCACAACACCAGCCGCUUCUACUGUAGUACAGGAGACCACUACACCAGAAGUCCUCUCUACAACUGAAGCCGCUACUUCUGGAAUUCCUACCGAAGGCACAACACCAGCCGCUUCUACUGUAGACCAGGAGACCACUACACCAGAAGUCCUUUCCACAACUGAAGCCGCUACUUCUGGCAUUCCUACCGAAGGCACAACACCAGCCGCUUCUACUGUAGACCAGGAGACCAUUACACCAGAAGUCCUUUCCACAACUGAAGCCGCUACUUCUGGCAUUCCUACCGAAGGCACAACACCAGCCGCUUCUACUGUAGACCAGGAGACCACUACACCAGAAGUCCUCUCUACAACUGAAGCCGCUACUUCUGGCAUUCCUACCGAAGGCACAACAGCAGCCGCUUCUACUGUAGAUCAGGAGACCACUACACCAGAAGUCCAUUCCACAACUGAAGCCGCUACUUCUGGAAUUCCUACCGAAGGCACAACAUCAGCUGCUUCCACUGCAGACCAGGAGGCAACUACACAAGAAGUCCUUUCUACAACUGAAGCCACCACCACAAUACCCGCUUCCAUUUGCCCACCCGGCUUCUUUGGGAACUUGCCGCAUCCCGACCGCUGCGACGCCUACUUCAUGUGCAUGCCGGGAGGCAACGCAUUGCAGCUGUUCUGUAUUGAAGGAUUCGAAUUCGAUCCUGAGGCUGACAGAUGUGUGGUGAUAGCCGAAGGCGGGUGCACUCUCGGAGGGACCAGACCACCAGCCGUGCCCAGUACCCCUGCUAUCACGACAGAUGCAGCUGCAACCACAGAGGAACCAGCCACAACACCCACCCAGGGCGCGGACACUACUACUAACGCCGACCCAAUGACUAUUGAAGCCGCUACUACUGGAGUUCCUACUGAAGGCACAACACCGGCAGCUUCUACUAUAGACCAGGAGACUACUCCAACAGAAGUCCUCUCUACAACUGAAGUCGCUACUUCUGGCAUUCCUACAGAUGGCACAACACCCGCUGUUUCUACAGUAGACCAGGAGACCACUACACCGGACUUCCUCUCUACAACUGAAGCCGCUACUUCUGGCAUUCCUACUGAACGCACAACACCAGGCGCUUCUACUGUAGACCAGGAGGCAACUACACAAGAAGUCCUCUCUACAACUGAAGCCGCUACUUCUGGCAUUCCUACUGAAGGUACAACACCAGCCGCAUCUACUGUAGACCAGGAGGCAACUACACAAGAAGUCCUCUCUACAACUGAAGCCGCAACUACGACCCCCGCGCCCAUCUGCCCACCCGGCUUCUUUGGGCAGGUGCCGCACCCUGACCGCUGCGACGCCUACUUCAUGUGCAUCUCUGGGACUGCGCUCGAACUUUUCUGUGUCGAAGGGUUUGAGUUCGACCCGAUGGUUGACAAAUGUGUGUUGAUCUCUGAAGGAGGGUGUACACUAGGUGGCAACAGACCUGCGGGUAGUACUACUGAAAGUUCCUAUGAAACGACAAGGAUUCCUACCGAAGGCACAACACCAGCCGCUUCUACUGUAGACCAGAAAGCAACUACACAAGAAGUCCUCUCUACAACUGAAGCCGCUACUUCUGGCAUUCCUACCGAAGGCACAACACCAGCCGCUUCUACUAUAGACCAGGACACCACUACACCAGAAGUCCUCUCGACAACUGAAGCCGCUACUUCUGGCAUUCCUACCGAAGGCACAACACCAGCCGCUUCUACUGUAGACCAGGAGACCACUACACCAGAAGUCCUCUCUACAACUGAAGCCGCUACUUCUGGCAUUCCUACCGAAGGCACAAAACCAGCCGCUUCUACUGUAGACCAGGAGACCACUACACCAGAAGUCCUUUCUACAACUGAAGCCGUUACUUCUGGCAUUCCUACCGAAGGCACAACACCAGCCGCUUCUACUGUAGACCAGGAGACCAUUACACCAGAAGUCCUCUCUACAACUGAAGCCGCUACUUCUGGCAUUCCUACCGAAGGCACAACACCAGCCGCUUCUACUGUAGACCAGGAGACCACUACACCAGAAGUCCUCUCUACAACUGAAGCCGCUACUUCUGGCAUUCCUACCGAAGGCACAACACGAGCCGCUUCUACUGUAGACCAGGAGACCACUACACCAGAAGUCCUCUCUACAACUGAAGCCGCUACUUCUGGCAUUCCUACCGAAGGCACAAAACCAGCCGCUUCUACUGUAGACCAGGAGACCACUACACUAGAAGUCCUUUCUACAACUGAAGCCGUUACUUCUGGCAUUCCUACCGAAGGCACAACACCAGCCGCUUCUACUGUAGACCAGGAGACCACUACACCAGAAGUCCUCUCUACAACUGAAGCCGCUACUUCUGGCAUUCCUACCGAAGGCACAACACCAGCCGCUUCUACUGUAGACCAGGAGACCACUACACCAGAAGUCCUCUCUACAACUGAAGCCGCUACUUCUGGCAUUCCUACCGAAGGCACAACACCAGCCGCUUCUACUAAAGACCAGAAAACCACUACACCAGAAGUCCUCUCUACAACUGAAGCCGCUACUUCUGGCAUUCCUACCGAAGGCACAACACCAGCCGCUUCUACUAUAGACCAGGAAACCACUACACCAGAAGUCCUCUCUACAACUGAAGCCGCUACUUCUGGCAUUCCUACCGAAGGCACAACACCAGCCGCUUCUACUGUAGACCAGGACACCACUACACAAGAAGUUUUCUCUACAACUGAAGCCGCUACUUCUGGAAUUCCUACCGAAGGCACAACACCAGCCGCUUCUACAGUAGACCAGGAGGCAACUACACAAGAAGUCCUCUCUACAACUGAAGCCGCUACUUCUGGCAUUCCUACCGAAGGCACAACACCAGCCGCUUCUACUGUAGACCAGGACACCACUACACAAGAAGGCCUCUCUACAACUGAAGCCGCUACUUCUGGCAUUCCUACCGAAGGCACAACACCAGCUGCUUCUACAGUAGACCAGGAGGCAACUACAAAAGAAGUCCUCUCUACAACUGAAGCCGCAACUACGACCCCCGCGCCCAUCUGCCCACCCGGCUUCUUUGGACAGGUGCCGCACCCUGACCGCUGCGACGCCUACUUUAUGUGCAUCCCUGGGACUGCGCUCGAACUUUUCUGUGUGGAAGGAUUUGAGUUCGACCCGAUGGUUGACAAAUGCGUGUUAAUCUCUGAAGGAGGAUGUACACUAGGUGGCAAUAGACCUCCUGCGGGUACUACCACUGAAAGUUCCUAUGAAACGACAAGCAUUCCUACCGAAGGCACAACACCAGACGCUUCUACUAUAGACCAGGAGGCAACUACACAAGAAGUACUUUCUACAACUAAAGCCGCUACUUCUGGCAUUCCUACCGAAGGCACAACACCAGCCACUUUUACUGUAGACCAGGAGGCAACUACACAAGAAGUCCUCUUUACAACUGAAGCCGCUACUUCUGGCAUUCCUACUCAAGGUACAAUACCAGCCGCUUCUACUGUAGACCAAGAGGCAACUACUCAAGAAGUACUUUCUACAACUGAAGCCGCUACUUCUGGAAUUCCUACUGAAGGUACAACACCAGCCGCUUCUACUGUAGACCAGGAGGCAACUACACCAGAAGUACUUUCUACAACUGAAGCCGCUACUUCUGGCAUUCCUACUGAAAGUACAACACCAGCCGCUUCUACUGUAGACCAGGAGGCAACUACACCAGAAGUACUUUCUACAAUUGAAGGCGCUAGUUCUGGCAUUCCUACCGAAGGCACUACACCAGCCGCUUCUACUGUAGACCAGGAGACUACUCCAACAGAAGUCCUUUCUACAACUGAAGCCGCUACUUCUGGCAUUCCUACCGAAGGCACAACACCAACUGCUUCUACAGUAGACCAGGAGGCAACUACACAAGAAGUCCUCUCUACAACUGAAGCCGCAACUACGACCCCCGCGCCCAUCUGCCCACCCGGCUUCUUUGGACAGGUGCCGCACCCUGACCGCUGCGACGCCUACUUCAUGUGCAUCCCUGGGACUGCGCUCGAACUUUUCUGUGUGGAAGGAUUUGAGUUCGACCCAAUCGUUGACAAAUGUGUGUUGAUAUCUGAAGGAGGAUGUACACUAGGUGGCAACAGACCUGCGGGUAGUACCACUGAAAAUUCUGACGAAACGACAAGCAUUCCUACCAAAGGUACAACACCAGCCACUUCUACUGUAGACCAGGAGACCACUACACCAGAAGUCCUCUCUACAACUGAAGCCGCUACUUCUGGCAUUCCUACCGAAGGCACAACACCAGCCGCUUCUACUGUAGACCAGGAGACCACUACACCAGAAGUUCUCUCUACAACUGAAGUCGCUACUUCUGGCAUUCCUACCGAAGGCACAACACCAACCGCUUCUACUGUAGACCAGGAGACCACUACACCAGAAGUCCUCUCUACAACUGAAACCGCUACUUCUGGCAUUCCUACCGAAGGCACAACAGCAGCCGCUUCUAGUGUAGACCAGGGGACCACUACACCAGAAGUUCUCUCUACAACUGAAGUCGCUACUUCUGGCAUUCCUACCGAAGGCACAACACCAACCGCUUCUAUUGUAGACCAGGAGACCACUACACAAGAAGUCCUCUCUACAACUGAAGCUGCUACAAUCCCCGCGUCCAUCUGCCCACCCGGCUUCUUCGGGAACGUACCGCACCCCGAGAACUGUAACGCUUACUUCAUGUGCAUGCCGGGCGGCAAUGUUCUCCCGCUAUUCUGUGGCACUGGAUACGAAUUCGACGUAAUUGUUGACGGAUGCGUGCCGAUUGCGGAAGGUGGCUGUACCCUCGGAGGAACUAGACCUGCCAGCACGACGGAACCCGCUUCAACAAUGGAGACAACUAAUGGCGUGGACCUGACUACGGCACCUCCGACUGCAGUCACCACAGAAUCCUAUGUAUCAACAACAGAAAGUUCCACGACUGUGCCACCAGUUUGUCCCCCAGGAUUCAUCGGUGCCAUACCACAUCCAGAGCAGUGCGACGCUUUCUACAUGUGUACAGCAGGAGUGACGUUACCAUUGUUAUGUGUGGAAGGAUCUGAGUUCGACCCAGCGUCAGGAACUUGUGUACUAAUAGCUGAAGGAGGAUGUACUCUGGGCAAGAGAACAACGCCUGCCUCGGACGGCUCAGAAGCCACUGAACAUGUCUCAACAGCAGAGCCGACAACCGCAGCGAGUAUGACAACAUCUGACAACAUAGAUUUUACCUCAGCGCCUCUCGGAGAUAACACUGAUGCGGACAGCGUGCAGACGACUGCGGCAGCCCCAGAGGCGAGCACCCAGGCUCCGGAGACCAUCAUCUGCGCGCCGGGCGUGUUCGGCAACGUCCCCCACCCCUACAAGUGCGACAGAUACUUCCACUGCACGCCGGGACAUAUGCUCGAGCUCUUCUGCCCAACUGGAUACGAGUUUGAUCCUCACUUACAGACUUGCGCGCCGAUCUCGGUCCACGGUUGCACCGCGAACAAAAUUAACGGACAGGCAUAAACAACGGACACUCGACGAAUAUCUGUGGCAAAUAGCAUAAUUAUCGCCCUGAAAUCAGAAUAAUUGACGCAGACUUACUGUAUAGAAAUCAGAUCGCGCACAAAAAAUGAACUUUAUAUUAGUGGCGUAAAGUACAUUUUAAAUAGUGCAUAGUUAUAAAUGAGCAUUGGAAGUUAAUAGUAAAUUAAUGUGAAUAAAAAAGUAUGGUCACAUAAUAAAUAUGUCAAUGCUUUAAUUUUUUUCGCGGCGAUAGUUUCGCGUCGACAAUAAAGCCGCAUGGUAAAGCGCACAAUAUUUAUCGAUGUAAUACUUACGGAAUAUAAUGAUAGGUAAUAAUUAAUAUUAUAAAUGAUUUACGUAUUUGGAUGUCGAGAUAAUUUAUGAAACGACUGAAGUAAUUAUGAUAAUGCUUUCACUACUAGGAAGGUACAGUAUCCAUGAGAGCUAUGGAAUUAUAUCCCCGAAACGAACUUAAACGUAGACGGGGCCGCGGGCAAAACUAGUUGUUUACAUUGAACAUUCUACAUAAAUAUAUAGAAAAGACUAAACCAAAGCUUAACAAUAAAUUAAUUACAUCGAUAAAAAUUAAUGUGUUAAUUGUAAACAUACUGUUUACAAAGACAUAUACUUGUUUUGUAAUAUAUUGUAAUAUAUUUUGUACUUAUUAUAUGAAAUGUUGAAAU